This is a messenger RNA of Cooperia oncophora, 420 nucleotides long. Lineage: Eukaryota; Metazoa; Nematoda; Chromadorea; Rhabditida; Trichostrongylidae. The record is from the annotation of a GenBank genome assembly.
GCUUACAACCGUGAAGACAAGCUUGUUGGUGCAAUUGGUGUGAUACGAAAUGUGAAAGAUUACUUCGCUGUAAAUUGUCUCCACCCUGAAGAGCAGAAACUGAUCAGUAACUUUAGAAGGACCUGUUAUAUUACGACGUUAAUGGUGGCAUCAGAGUACAGAAAGAUCGGCAUUGGUACUCAACUAUUACAACGUGCCAGUACAGUCCUAUUACAAGAAGGCAGUCAGUUAGUGAGUGGCAAUCGAUCGAUACCGCCAAUCGAUACCUUCUCUAAUCAAUGGUUUUUUAGAUAUAUCUACAUGUACUACACACAAACCUGCCCGCAAUCCGCCUUUAUGAGAAAAUGGGAUAUGAAAGAGUUGCAGAAAUUCCAAAGUAUGUCAUGUAGUUGCCCGGAAAGCCUGCUCAAGGCCCUAUAA